This is a messenger RNA of Linepithema humile (Argentine ant), 1533 nucleotides long. RefSeq names its product actin-like protein 6B. Gene Ontology annotation, molecular function: chromatin binding. Lineage: Eukaryota; Metazoa; Arthropoda; Insecta; Hymenoptera; Formicidae. The record is from RefSeq and is a predicted model, not a curated record. Gene Ontology annotation, biological process: nervous system development; regulation of transcription by RNA polymerase II; chromatin remodeling. Gene Ontology annotation, cellular component: SWI/SNF complex; NuA4 histone acetyltransferase complex.
CCGGGCAUGCGCCAGACUUCCUCUCCCUUCAGGUACUAUGAGCGGUGGUGUCUACGGCGGUGACGAGGUAGGUGCUAUCAUCUUCGACGUCGGACACCAGAGCCUCCGCGUGGGAUAUGGCGGCGAGGACACGCCGAAGGCCGAGAUCCCGACUACCCUUGGAGUGUGGGAGGAACCCGCCGAUCCCGCCGGCGUUGAUUGCAACAAUGUCACCAGGAAGCACUACAAUAUCGACGUCACAGCUAUCCAAGUGCGAAAGAAGGAUAUGGAGAUAGUAAGCCUGAUGAAAGACGGCAUGAUCGAAGAUUGGGACAUGUUCGAGCGACUAACCGAAUACACCUAUAAACAACGAUUGCACGCUCUGUCCGAACACCACCCAAUCUUGAUGACCGAGUGCCCGUGGAAUACGAGACUGAAACGUGAAAAAUUGCUGGAGCUAAUGUUCGAAAAAUUCAACGUACCAGCCAUGUAUAUUUGUAAGAACGCCGUACUGGCCGCGUACGCUAACGGCAGAUCCACGGCGAUGGUUGUAGACAGCGGUGCUACACAUACAAGCGCAGUUCCGGUUCAUGACGGUUACGUUAUCACUCAAGGAAUCGUUAAGAGUCCUUUAGGUGGCGACUUCAUCACCAUGCAAUGUAGACAGUUUUUCGAGGAGAAGGAUGUCGAAUUAGUACCGGCUUGUCUCGUCGCUAGUAAAGAUGUGGUACGUGAGAGAGAUCCACCUCGCUGGACGAAACGACCUGGAUCGACACCAACAUCUUCCUGGCUGAGCUAUAUGGUUCGAGAACUACUGCAAGAUUUUCAAAUGAAUUGCCUGCAAGUGUCAGAUAGUCCUUAUGACGAAGACAUAGCAAAUACUUUGCCUAUGAAACAUUAUGAAUUCCCGACUGGUUACAAUGACGAUUAUGGAUCCAUAAGACUCAUAAUACCGGAAGCUCUUUUUGAUCCUAGCAAUGUUAAGGGCGUUGGCGCGAGUAUUUUAGGGAUCGGUCCUUUGGUCACCACGAGUGUUGGAAUGUGCGAUAUGGACAUCAGACCAAGUUUAUACGGCAGUGUAGUAGUGACCGGUGGUAAUUCCUGUCUUCAAGGAUUCAGCGACAGAUUAAAUCGAGAUCUGGCCAGCAAGACUCCACCGAGUAUGAGACUGAAAAUAAUUAGUGCGAAUAGCUCAAGUGAGCGUCGUUAUGGUGCCUGGAUUGGCGGCUCGAUCCUCAGUUCCUUAGGCUCGUUUCAGCAAAUGUGGCUGUCACGUCAGGAAUACGAAGAAUCUGGCAAGCUCAUUCUAGAAAGAUGCGCGUAAAUCACUAACGAAAAGAAGCUUGACAAGAAGCAGACGGUCUAUUCUUAUAUUUAUAUAUUAGUAAAUUAAUUUUUUUUUUUAUUUUAGUAAAUAGUAGUUUCUGAAAUAACACCAAAAUCUAACACUAUCUAAUCUAAAUGACAUCUACAAAUUACUCAGGUACUUAAGAUGUUUUUGUGUUGUUCCCAUACAGCACACAAAGAUUGCAUACACAUUGCAUCAAUCUUUCA